Molecule: messenger RNA, 1707 nt
Organism: Astrephomene gubernaculifera
Lineage: Eukaryota; Viridiplantae; Chlorophyta; Chlorophyceae; Chlamydomonadales; Astrephomenaceae
Source: the annotation of a GenBank genome assembly
GCGUUUGGGCCCAAAUCGAAAACCCUCAUAGCACCAUGCUAGCGUAGUAGCACUUUGCUAAACAACAUAGCCACCAAGACUAUGGCUCUUACGUCUAGACAAGCUUUCUCUGGCGCUGGCGUCAGGACAUGUCGCGCUGCUUUGCAACGCAGUUGUUCGCGUGCAAGCCGGGUGCAAUGCGUAGCUCGCGCCGGGGUCAGAAAGCAGAUACCAAUCUUUCCUCUAAAUAUGGUCGCAUUACCUUGCGCAACGGUACCUCUUAUGAUAUUUGAAGCUCGGUAUCGGGUGCUGUUCAACACUAUCUUAGCGGGCGAGCCAGGUAUCGAGGAGGGUCUGGUGCAGCGCGAGUCGCCCUUCUGCGGCAGCCGCCGCUUCGGCAUGUGCUAUGUGGAGGGGCGGGGCGAGGGCGGCGCGGCGCGCAUGGCCUCCAUCGGCACGUGUCUGGAGGUGGUGGAGUUCGCUCAUGUGCAGGACGGCCGUAUCUUCGUGACGUGCAAGGGUCGGGAGCGCUUCCGUGUGCUGUCUAUCGUGAGAGAGCGGCCCAUCAUGAUAGCGGAGGUGGAGGAGCUGGCGGAGGAGGCGGAAGAGGAGGGCGGGGAGGAGGUAUCAGCACUCGCUCGCGAGGUGUCCGACCUGCUGCGCUCCACGGUGCGACUCAACGUGAAGCUCAACAACAUUGAGGCGUCGGAGGACCAGUUGGAGCCGGAGGAGCUAGCGGGUCUGGGUCCCCGCGACCUGUCGUACUGGGUCGCCUCCUUCUUUGCCGACAUACGGGUGUUGCAGCAGAGCUUGUUGGAGGAAGACAGCACCGUGAAGCGACUUCGCAGAGAGAAGGAGAUCCUUGCUGAGACGGUGCGCUACUACUCCGCCACGGUGGCCCUCAAGUCACUGGGCGCCACCGAGACCUCCUCCUCCUCCUCCGUCUCAUCACCGCCCUCAUCCUCUCCAUCAUCAUCGUCCUCCUCUUCCUCACCCUCGUCGUCCUCCUCUUCAUCCCCUCCGGGAGGGGACAAGGCGGGCGGGGAGGACAAGGGUAAGGACGCGUGAGCGGGUGAGGGAGCGGAGGAGGAGGUGGUGUGGGGCAGGUGGGAGGUGCGCGUGAGGAGGCGAGGGAGUGCAGCUCAGUCCGAGGGAGCCAACAGAGGGGACGGAGAGGAGAGAUGCUCGAGAGAACACCGACCGUGUGAGGAGAGUGGAGGGGAGAUUGAGGCGAGUUUUCCCCCGGGGCGCCUCAAGGGGGGUUGUUGUAGCUCCAGUGAGAGGGCGGGUGGGUCUGCUGGAGGGAUGCGGGCCCGGACAGGCAGGGGGUAGGUCGUGUGGGGGUAUGGUUGAAUAGGGGUACAGUCGUUAUGGGAGUAUGGGGGUAGUUCCUGGGUAACUGGAUACGGGUGGCUAUGUGGAUAGGACGGGGAGCUGCGAUGCGGUGAUGGGGUGGACGGGGGGAGGCGGCUGUUGCUGCGCGGCUUAUCGUUGGUAGACUAGCGUUGGCGUGUCGGGUAGUGAUUGUUAGUUGUCACUGACGGUAGUUGGCAGCGGGCGCGUGCAGGGGAGUAGUGUCGGUGAAUGUGGAUUCCCCUGAAUCGCCGAGGCGACACGAAAGCGAAAAACGACGUAUUGUCUCGUUCUCUACAUGAACGAGGGGGGUUAGCAUUACUUGCCAGGCUGUGGCAGCGUGUCGCCUAGCAGCAGCCGUGCAGGCUCGAAUCC